Molecule: messenger RNA, 2443 nt
Organism: Brienomyrus brachyistius
Lineage: Eukaryota; Metazoa; Chordata; Actinopteri; Osteoglossiformes; Mormyridae
Gene: ccr9a
Product: chemokine (C-C motif) receptor 9a
Exons: 3
Coding region: 207-1295 (362 amino acids)
Biological process (GO): immune response; G protein-coupled receptor signaling pathway; chemotaxis
Cellular component (GO): membrane
Molecular function (GO): chemokine receptor activity
Source: RefSeq, a predicted model, not a curated record
GGACGACUUUCGUAUCAGUGGGCCCGUCCCUCCCCGCAACACAGUCACAUGUUGAUUCAAUGGGCUAACGAAGCGGUGUCCGUAUCUACACACGUCACGCUGUGGUUACCAGUGGAACCUUAUAAACUUGCGAUGGAGCCAGAAAAUUCAUAUUGAGAAAAAGUGCGGAGACGCGAAGAGUGACAGUAAGAUCACAAUCAGACAAGAUGCCUAUUCCAGCUGGUGGCGUAACCUAUUCCUGGAAUGAUUUCACGGAUAAUAAGAACAAUGAUGACUUCACCACACUAGAUAAUCUAGAUGGUGGCUUCUGUGACAAGAGUCCUGUCAGGGAGUUUCGAAGCAAAUAUGAACCCCCUCUCUACUGGUUGAUUGUACUGGUGGGGGCCAUAGGCAAUCUGCUAGUGGUAUGGAUCUACCUUCACUUUCACAAGCGUUUGAAGACCAUGACGGACAUCUACUUGCUCAACCUUGCCAUCGCCGACCUGCUGUUCCUGGGGACUCUACCAUUUUGGGCCACAGACGCUGUCCAUGGAUGGACCUACGGUACUCCAGCUUGCAAGCUGGUGAUAGCCAUCUACAAGAUCAACUUCUUCAGCAGCAUGCUGCUGCUGACCUGCAUCAGCGUGGACCGUUAUGUAGCCAUUGUUCAGGCCACUAAGUUCAAGAACUCCAAAAGAGAAAGACUUUUGCAAAGCAAGCUGGUGUGCAUGGGAGUCUGGCUGCUAGCUGUUGUCUUGUCUCUCCCAGAGUUCAUCUUUGGCGAAGCGAAGGAGACCUAUGAAGGCGACACCAACUGUACUAUGGUCUUCUGGUUCAACCAGAACAACCGCAUCAAAAUCCUGGUUUUGUCCCUCCAGAUCUGCAUGGGUUUCUGCCUGCCCCUGCUGGUCAUGAUAUUCUGCUAUACUGUCAUCAUCCGCACUUUGCUGCAGUCCAAGAAUUUUGCGAAGCACAAGGCCCUCCGCGUCAUCCUGGCAGUUGUGGCAGUAUUUGUUCUCUCCCAGAUGCCACACAACGGUGCCCUAUUGGUUGAGGUGACGCAGGCAGCUAACACCACAAUUACAGACUGCGAAGAGGUUAAGCGCCUUAGCAUCAUUAGUCAGGUGCUGAAGAGCCUAGCCUACACUCACAGUUGCCUCAAUCCAAUCCUCUAUGUCUUCAUUGGGGUGCGCUUUCGUGAUGAUCUGUUGAAGGCGCUCCAAAGCUGUGGUUGUUGCAGACGGUAUGGUCAACACAGCAUAACGAAACGCAGUAGUACGUCAGAAACAGAGACGACGCCGGCACUGUCAUUGUAGCGAACCUCUGAGACUAGCUGAAAUGUCUACUUUUUUGACAAAAGAAUGUGUAAAAUAUCUAUCCAUCCAUUUUUCAAACCGCUUAUCCUACUGGGUCGUGGGGGGUCCGGAGCAUAUCCGGGAAGCAAUGGGCACGAGGCAGGGAACAACCCAGGAUGGGGGACCAGCCCAUCGCAGGGCACACUCGCACACCAUUCACUUUCACAUGCAUUCCUACGGGCAAUUUAGCAACUCCAAUUAGCCUCAGUAUGUCUUUGGACUGUGGGGGGAAACUGGAGUACCCGGAGGAAACCCCCACGACGACAUGGGGAGAACAUGCAAACUCCACACACAUGUAACCCAGGAGGAGACUCGAACCCGGGUCCCAGAGGUGUGAGGCAACAGUGCUAACCACUGCACCACCAUGCCGCCCCUGUGUAAAAAAUUUUGUACAUAUAUAAUGUAUAUAGUUUAUAAAUGUAUUUGGCAGAAACUAUUAACUAUGCUGACCUACUGUCCUACAAAGAAAAAACAGUAACUAGUCCUGACUCUGACACCGAAACAAAAAAGUGUUUUUGUGUGGAUUUUAUAGUAAUUUUCAAACUCAAUUUCCUUCAAAAACAUGCCUCCUUAAACUAAGGUAAUUUGUCACCAGACAAAACAGUCUGACAGACUUGAUUUUAAUCAAAAUUUAAUUUUGAGAAAAUAUUAACCAGAAAAGUAAUUGCGAUUAAAGUUGCGGAACUUUGCCUUUGUACGACAGCGGCAGUGGAAAUAGGACAGUUCUUCUGGUAUUGUAAUGUAUUUACAGCAUUAACUCAGUGUUCCACAAAGUGUUUAAUAUGAUUUUCAUGGUUGUCUUUGUGCGGUGAUUGUAGGAUCUUGCAGCAGUCAGAAUCUGCUGAAUGAGCUUAUAUUUGCUUGUACUUCUAUACUUUUUCCAGGUGAUGCAGACUGUACAGUACUGACUGUCCAUAUUUUCAUGUGCUCGUCUUACCUAUAAUUAAAUGGGAUGAGAAUAAACCAUUUGUGAAUGAGAAAAUAAUGAUUUUUGUUUUUUUUCUUCCAUAAUAUUUCAGUCUCACUACUUGAAAUCAGAAACAUGUAAAGAUUCUGAGCGAAUUGCGGUUCGUAGCCAGGAGGAAGCUCACAGGACUAGAAUGUACCAU